Dentiscutata heterogama is the source of this 363-nucleotide messenger RNA. Lineage: Eukaryota; Fungi; Glomeromycota; Glomeromycetes; Diversisporales; Gigasporaceae. The record is from the annotation of a GenBank genome assembly.
AUGACAAAUAUCCCUUCACAAUUAUUAUCUAAUAACUCUUCACAAUCCUAUUUUACAACAUUUUCAAAUAUUUCUAAUCUACAACCUUUAUAUGCUUCAAUAAAUAAUUCAGUAUUACAAGAAUCAUUAAGUUUUUAUAAACCUGCUCCUCAACUUGAUGAAUUUUUAACAAAGAUAGAUGAGGCUAAGAAUGCAAAUAGAGAAAUUUUAGCAUAUUUAUCAAAAUUUCAAAAUCAAGCUAUUCAAGUUAAACAGAUAUGUAAAUUAACUGAUAAACAACUUGAAUUAGUAAGAAUUACAAAAGCAAGAUGGAAAAUCGCAUUGCAAGAGGCUUCUAAAGACCAUUCAAAUCGAGAUCUUUAA